Molecule: messenger RNA, 1236 nt
Organism: Microplitis mediator
Lineage: Eukaryota; Metazoa; Arthropoda; Insecta; Hymenoptera; Braconidae
Exons: 1
Coding region: 1-1236 (411 amino acids)
Source: RefSeq, a predicted model, not a curated record
AUGGCCGAAAUAUUAAAUAUUCAACAACCGAUAAUUUUUGAUGAGUCAAUUGCACACUAUGAAGCGCAUGCCCAUCUUCCAUAUGCUUCAUCAACAUUCAACAACAGCGAUGAAAUCAGAAUUGCUGUUCAACAUCAAGAUCUGUGCUUACUUCCGAGUAAAAGUACAUUACAUAUUUAUGGAAAAUUAACCAAGGCUGAUGGAACAGCUGUUAGUGCAACUACACAAAUGGUCAGCAUGGCAGUUUGUCAUAUGUUUGAAGAAAUACGCUAUGAACUCAAUGCUGUCGAGAUUGAUCGAAACAAAAAUGUUGGCAUCACGAGUCUCAUGAAAGGAUACGCAUCUCUGAGUCCUGCACAACAAAAUACACUGGAAAAUGCCGGAUGGAUUAUAGCUGGAAAUGUUAACAAAUUGCACAAUGACCAUGGCUACUUUGAUGUAUCUGUACCCCUGAGUCUUCUACUUGGAUUUGCUGAAGAUUACCAAAAAGUUAUCAUUAACGCUAAACAUGAACUUAUCUUAAUACGAUCAAAUGCUGAUUUGAAUGCCUACGUUGUAGCUGCACCAGCUGCUGGGGCUAAUCCUGAAGCUGUUAAAAUAACUUUGCAAAAAAUCGAGUGGAUUGUACCGUAUGUGACUAUGUCAGACAAACAAAAAAUUCAAGUGUUGAAUUUUAUCACAAAUGAUCCAGCUAUAUCAAUCAGUUUUCGUGCUUGGGAGUUGUAUGAAUAUCCAUUGUUACCGAAUACUUCAAAACACAUUUGGACAGUCAAAACAUCAACGCAACUUGAGAAGCCUCGAUUUGUAAUCCUAGGAUUCCAGACUGAAAGAAAAAAUGAUGCUACUAAAAAUGCCAGCGAGUUUGAUCAUUGUGAUAUCAGAGAUAUAAAAUUAUUUUUAAACUCUCAGAGUUAUCCUUAUGGGAACUUAAAUCUAAAUAUUGCUAAUAAUCAGUAUGCCUUACUGUAUGAUAUGUACAUUAAUUUUCAAAUCAGUUAUUACGGUAAAGAACCUGAACCACUGCUGAUGAAAAAACAAUUCCUUGAAAAAGCACCAUUGUACAUUAUUGACUGUUCGAAACAAAACGAAUCGAUUAAAUCGGGGCCAGUGGAUAUACGGCUGGAAUUUGAAUCGGUAAAUCAGUUUCCCAACCAGACAGCAGCUUACUGUUUAAUUAUUCACGAUCGAAUUAUAGAGUAUAAUCCCAUAAGCAGCAGUGUUAGAAAACUAAUAUGA